AUGGCAGCGCAACCUGAUAUUUCCUCGAUCCUGGCAGCCCUAGCUGCCCAGCGACCUGGCGCAACCCCUUCUCAGACGCCGCAACAACCUCCACAGCCGCCGCAACUCAUGGCGCCGGGUCUCCCUCAAGGCUAUCCGGGAAUGAUGCCUGCUUCAACACCACAAACUGGAAUACCUGGGUACGCCUUGCCGCAACCCUCAAACACGGGCAGUCUGGAUAUAAGUGCAAUCAAGCCGGUUAGCACUGGUUCGGUCAGCAUUGCCGAUGCAAUUGCAAAGGCAAGAGGGAUUGCAGCAGAGAAGGGAUUAGCGUACGAAGCAGGGCGCGGUAGUGCAGCUCCUCCGCGCGAAGAUCCUAGACUCGCUGGACGCCAAUACCGCCGCUCGCGAUCGCACUCACGUUCUCCACCACGGCGAGAAGUUCGCGACAGCUACAACCCUUACCGUGAUGAACGGCGGGACGACCCACGAAGAGGCGGCAAUCCGUACGGUAGGGAUCGCUCGCGCUCGCCAGCGCCUCGUGGACGUGAAGCGUUCUCUCCUGCCCGCUACACGGCGACCAGGAACCGAUCGCCGCCAGGUCGCGCUGAUGACGAGAACGUGGAGACGAUCAUGGUUGACUCGGCCCUUGUGGGUCUGGUAAUUGGACGGCAGGGAGAAAAUCUACGUCGUGUGGAACAGGAUUCGGGCACCAGGAUACAAUUCAUAACUGGCCCAGACCAAUCCGGACCGCAGCGGCAAUGCAAAAUCACCGGCAACCCUCGGGCGCGUGCUGAAGCGAAAAGAGAGAUUAAUCGCAUCAUCAAUGAGAACGGUGGAAAUCCAGCGAGAGACGUUCCGCAGGCCAAUCGUGGCGGCAGUAGCGGGGGUAGAGGUGGAGGAAGAGGGGAUCAGAACAAGGGGAAUCAACCCGCACUUCGUGAAGGGGAGAACAGCGUCCAGAUAAUGGUGCCAGAUCGAACCGUUGGACUGAUCAUUGGUCGUGGUGGAGAAACGAUCCGCGACUUACAGGAACGAAGCGGCUGUCAUGUCAAUAUCGUGGGUGAAAACAAAAGCAUCAACGGCCUCCGUCCAGUGAACUUGAUCGGAACACCGCAGGCUGCUGCCCAUGCCAAGGAGCUCAUUAUGGAGAUUGUGGACAGCGACACCAGGACACAGAUGCAGGGCAACCAGCAGCGGGACCCUGGACGUGGCGGCGGAGGACACGGCUCCCACGGCAACGACAAUUACGCCGGUAGCGAUGGCGGGAAUAACAAGAUCAACGACACUAUCUCUGUUCCUUCCGAGUCCGUUGGCAUGAUCAUUGGCAAGGGCGGCGAGACCAUCAAGGAGAUGCAGAACUCCACUGGAUGCAAAAUCAACGUUUCUCAGGCGACCGGUCCGGACGUCGAACGAGAAAUCGGCCUCGUUGGAACGCGGAGUGCCAUCGAGGCUGCCAAACGGGCUAUCUGGGACAAAGUGGAUACGGUACGUGAGAAGAACGGUGCGAGAGGAGGCGGCCGUGGAGGUGGACGUGACAACGACAACUAUAGUGACCGUUACUCACAACCACAGCAGCAGCCGCCCUAUGCUCAGGGCGCAGGACAGGGAAUGCCGCCUCAAGUGCAACAGGGCGUUCCCCCUGUCGUCGGAGGCGAUGCUGGUGCCGCUGACCCAUAUGCCGCAUAUGGCGGAUAUCAGAACUACGCCGCGAUGUGGUAUGCCGCCAUGGCCCAGCAAGCAGCACAGGGCCAAGGUGGGCAACAAGGACCACCCGGAGCCUAG
This is a messenger RNA of Coniosporium apollinis CBS 100218, 1764 nucleotides long. RefSeq lists its product as uncharacterized. The transcript is spliced from 4 exons. Bases 1 to 1764 code for a protein of 587 amino acids. Gene Ontology annotation, molecular function: mRNA binding. Gene Ontology annotation, cellular component: nucleus; cytoplasm. Gene Ontology annotation, biological process: regulation of gene expression. NCBI's taxonomy places the organism in Eukaryota, Fungi, Ascomycota, Dothideomycetes. The record is from RefSeq and is a predicted model, not a curated record.